AUGGAAGGAAGAUCAGUUUUUAUUGUUGCAGCUAAGAGAACACCUAUUGGUUCUAUCGGAGGAAAAUUAGCAGCUCUUAGAGGACCAGAGCUUGCUGCAGCUGCUAUUAAAGGCGCCUUAUAAUCUAUUAACUUAGAUCCUAAGCAAGUUGAAGAAGUUAUCUUGGGUAAUGUUUGCAGUGCUGGUGUUGGGUAAAACCCCGCUAGAUAAGCCGCUCUUGCUGCUGGUUUACCAAUUGGAGUUAAUUGUUAUAGCGUCAAUAAAGUUUGUGCCAGUGGUAUGAAAAGUGUCAUGCAAGCUAGUCAAACUAUUCAAUUAGGAUAGGCUGAUGUUAUUAUCUGCGGUGGUUUUGAGUCUAUGAGCAACGUUCCUUUCUACGUUACUAAUCAUAGAAAGGGUCAACUCUUUGGAAACUAAACAUUAGUUGAUGGUGCUGCUUUUGAUGGAUUAACUAAUUUCUAUGACAAUAAGGCUAUGGGUUUUUGCGCUGAAAAGACUGCUGCUGACUUAAAAAUAGACAGAAAGCAAAAUGAUGAAUAUUGUGUUGAAUCUUAUGAAAGAGUCUUAAAGGCUUUAAAGACUCCUGAAUUCAAAAAUGAUAUAGUCCCUGUUACUGUUUAAAAUAAAAUUGUUGAUGCUGAUGAAGAACCUUUAAGAUACAAUAAAGCUAAGAUUCCUUAAUUAAAACCAGCUUUUACUCCAAAUGGUGUCAACACAGCUGCUAACUCUUCUAAAUUAAAUGACGGUGCAUGCAUUUUAAUCUUAAUGAGUGAAUAAAAAGUAAAGGAAUUGUAGAUUAAACCUUUAGCUAAGGUUUUAAGUUAUGCUGAUGCUGAAGUAGAACCAGUAGAUUUUUGUAUAGCCCCUUCUGUCUCUGGUGAAAAGGCACUAAAAAGAGCUAAUUUGACCUUAAAUCAAGUAGAUUUGUUUGAAUUCAACGAAGCAUUCUCAGUUACAGCUAUUGCCAACAUGAAAAUAUUGAAUGUUCCUCAUGAUAAAGUUAAUGUUAAUGGAGGUGCUGUUUCUCUAGGUCAUCCUAUUGGGUAAAUUUCAUUAAAAUUAAAUAUAUUCUUAUUUUUUUAAAAUUAAUUAGUAUGUCAGGUGCUAGAAUAAUUUAAAACUUAAUUACUGUUCUUCGUCAAAGAAAUGGAAAAAUUGGUAUGGCUGGUAUCUGCAACGGAGGUGGUGGUGGUUCCUCCUUUAUUCUUUAGCUUGUAUGAAAAUAUUAUCUAAAGAUAUUAAAAUUGUAUUUUUUAUAUGCUUAAAUUAUAUUUCGUAUUAAUUUUAACAAUUCAGUAAAUUUUUUAUUAAAUAAAUUUGAGUCAAGUUUAAAUUCUGUUUUUUUAUUAACUAAAAUAUUUUAAAAUUGAAAAUCAAAAUAAAAUUAUCUAAAUUUUGAUUUGGGGUUAAAGUAAAAUAAAUAGAGGAAAUACUAAAUUAAUUAAUUGUAUUUGGCUAAUUUAUGUUUUUAGUAAAUAAUUAAAAUGA
This is a messenger RNA of Tetrahymena thermophila SB210, 1488 nucleotides long. RefSeq names its product acetyl-CoA acetyltransferase. Lineage: Eukaryota; Ciliophora; Oligohymenophorea; Hymenostomatida; Tetrahymenidae. Gene Ontology annotation, biological process: fatty acid beta-oxidation. The transcript is spliced from 6 exons. Gene Ontology annotation, molecular function: acetyl-CoA C-acetyltransferase activity. The record is from RefSeq and is a predicted model, not a curated record.